Molecule: messenger RNA, 3011 nt
Organism: Trichogramma pretiosum
Lineage: Eukaryota; Metazoa; Arthropoda; Insecta; Hymenoptera; Trichogrammatidae
Exons: 2
Coding region: 1352-2419 (355 amino acids)
Source: RefSeq, a predicted model, not a curated record
UUGAAAGUUAAGAUUUGACCUAGUUGAAAUCAAGACUUCUCAUGUGAAUGUAUUGUGCAGUCAUAAUAUAAUGAGCAAAUGAUAGUAUACAUAAUAUAUGCAAUGAUUUUUUAGUCAUUUGCGAAGUUGAUACGUAUAGUUUCAAAGCUAUAGAUGAAAUCUUUUUCACUUAUCGACAUCAUUUGAAUGAUAUAUCGGAGUUUUGAUACUUGAACAGGAAAUUAAAAUAUCAUGCACACGAAUACGCUCUUUUUCAAAAAACGAGUAAUGAGAACAAGAAGGAAAAUUCCAAUAAGCAUAAAUGCAAAUGGUUGGAAAAUAUUUUUAAAAAUACUCAAAAUUGAGUAUGACAUGAAUAAAUUUGGUAAGACACCAUUAUUCAAGGAUCUCAUAGGAACUUUUUAUUAUACUUUUUAGUAAGAUUAUUUUACUUUCGUAAGUGUCUUCUCUUAAAUUUUUUGUACAAUGAUGUGAAAAAAUUACUACUGAAAAUAUUGAAUAAUAGUUUUCAUGGUGUCCAUCAACCAUAUUUCAUACUCACCAAAAAGUUAUUAAUAAAAAAAACUCCGUGGAAACUCCAACAAAAAAGAACAAAAAUACUCAAAUGUUCUUGCAAAAUUUACUUCGCCAAAGUGUUGAAAAUGUUUGUGGAAAAUAUUGUAAUGUGAUAAGUAUAAUGUGGAGGAGAGAAGCAUUAUUAUAAAUAAAUGAAAGAUCCAUGGCAAAAAAAUCGUUACUCCAAAAUACUCUUUGUUCUGGAAGUAAUUCGAUUUAAAUGAUAACGUGUUUAUAGGCGCGCGCAUCAUGCAUGCUUCAUUUCUUUCUCGCGCCAAUUGGCUUACUUAGUUAGACGGCAGGGAAAGUCGGGAAUAUCCCUCAGGACACCUUGGAAACAAAGCUUGUAUUAACACAGUAAUCCUUGAAACAAUAACGACGCUCCAAAAUUAUUUUUCAGAAAUUUGGAAUCAUUUUAUUAUCCAGUGGAUUUGUGUUUUAAGUGUCAUUUGAUUUUACAAUCAACAAGUGUGCGCAGAUACAUCCACGUGUGCCGAUCAUCGAUUACCGACCAUCGUAUUUUUUUCGGUUGUUUGUUUGGUUAUUAGAUUUAAUUAUAUAUUUUUUGGAAAUUGUGCGUGACUAUUGUGCGUGUGACAUAUCAAUUUCAAAUUAAUGACUUGCGCACUGACGUUGGCAGCUGACAGACUUAGUUUUGACUUGUCCAACCACAUUAUCAGUGAGCAGUGAGCACAUGUGGUCUGUGUAAGAGUGACGUGUAUGACGAACACGUUUGAACAAGUUUAUUCCUUCGAAGUUCGAAAUAUUGUUAAAAGAUCUUUUAUUGUGUUGUAAAAUGGCUGCUAAAACAGAUGUUUCGAUUUUGCAAGAAGUGUUGGUGAUGUGGAGGCGACCGCCUCCCAAUUAUGAGAUAGUAUCUCAAGAAGAUGGAACACACAUAAAUAGAUUUAUUUAUCAAGUUCAAUGUAAUGGAUACAUAGCAGUUGGCGAACCAGGGCUUUCAAAACAAGUAGCAAAAAGAAAUGCUGCUACAGCAAUGCUUGCAAUGAUUUCCCAAAAUGAACCGAAGCUUUGGAAUUCAUAUAAAAUAAACCAAGAACGAAGGCGAGUUAAUCAAUUACCAAAAAUCGAAAAAUUAAAUAUAAGCAGUAAUAAUAACGUAGGAAAAUUGUCAACCGGCACUGAACAAGAAAAUUUGCUUUGCAAUUUCAAAACUGGUUUAGAUGCGGAUAAUAUUAAUUUUAUAAAGGAGUUAAAUGAAUAUUGUCAAAGAAAAAAUUUAUGCAAACCAGUUUAUAGUGAUGAUGAUGAAAUGGAAAAUAUUCCAAACAAAAUAUUUUGGAUAAAAUGUUCAUUAAAUAAGUAUGUAACCAAGGGUUCGGGAGUAUCAAAAAAAGAAGCAAAACAUGUUGCAGCCAAAAAAAUGUAUAAGACUAUAACGGACCCAAAUAGUUCCAAAGUAUCCGAGAAGGAAAUAAACAUACUUGAGAUGACGAAAAUUUCAUCUGAAAAAGCAUUCAAGCAGUAUAAUGAUUUAAAUUUGCAAUCCAAGAAAAGCUUUGUUAUUGAAGAAAAAAGGCAUAUUGAAUUAUCUGACUGGUACAAAGAAAUCAAAAACAUGUUUCAAUGUAAUAAAAAUGAUAAACCAUUUGAACCUUUGGGAGAAUAUCUUAUUGAAGAUGAUUCAAGUUUGAAUUUUGAAGACCUACUGAAAGCUAUGAAUAUAGAAUAUACAAUUGAAACUUUAGCAAAUCGAGAAGAAAAGAUGAUGCCUUACAUAUGUACUGUUAGCUCCCAUACUUACCCACGAAUUGUUGAAAUGGGAGUGGGAAAGACUGAACAUCAAGCCAAAGCAAUGGCUGUAUCAGCUUUUAUAGAUACUAUAAUGAUGUUUUUAAACUAAAAAAAUAAUGUAUUAAGUGGAUGGCAAAGCCAGCCCAAAAAUCUAAUUUUCAAUCUAGUUUUCUAAAUAUUUUUUUGAAUAUUCAGAAAACUACAUUAGAAAUUUGAUUUUUGGGCUGGCUUUGUAAUCCCCUUGAGUAGUUUUGUGCGCAUUAUGCACAAAACUUUCCUUUCUAUUACAUUCAUUAACAUUAUUUUUAUAAAUCUGAAUUGUGAUUGAAUUGAUACUGACUUAAUUAUCAAAUCUAAAAUUUUUUAUUACUUUGUUAUAAGUAGAUUUAUUUUAUUAAAUGUGACUAUUAUAAUAUAUAGAUAUCUACGUGUAUGCAAGUGAUAAUAUCCUUAUUUUUGUGAAAAUCAUUGUUGUAUAGGAUAAUCAAUUGUCUAUAUAAAAUUAUAAAUGAUUGUCUAUAUAUAAAAAUACAUUAUCUAUAUAAAACUUCUAACUAACUAUGUGUAGACAACUACAGACAAAAAGAAAUUAAUUAAAAUUAAUUAAUUAAUAAAGUCAUUAUCAAUAUAAAACUGUAAAAGUUCAUUUAACAAAAAUCUCAUUUGUAUCAUAAUCAUCCUUUGUCUGAAUUAAGCAAAAA